AUGGAUUAUGGAUUAUAUAUAAAUAAUGAUUUAGAAAACACUUUAAAAGAUCCUUUUUUUUGUAAAGAUGCCUAUUUUGUAACAAGAAAUAUCCCAUCAAUGGCAAAUGUUAUUUCCAGUGGUGGAUUUUAUUAUACUUUUACAAGUGAUUUCGAUUUCAAUUCUCUCAAAAACUUAUCAACACAUAAUAAUAUAAAAUAUGUACAAUUAUUAGGUUUCCCAGGUGAAUCUUAUCCACUGGUUCCGCUAUCAAUAUUGUUAGGUUCAAAUAGUGAAAAUAUGUAUCCUGUUAUCUUUAUAGGAUAUAAUGUUCAAACACCAAAUUCAUUUAUUGAAUUUACAGGAUACUCUUUCUAUAAAAGAAUAUUAUUUUACAAUACUCUGAAUUUCCAUAUUAAUGGUGAAUUUCCAUUUUCAAAACUUCCAAAUGGUCUUUUACAAUUGUUUGUAUUAUUAUUUUUAUUAUUGUAA
This is a messenger RNA of Dictyostelium purpureum, 471 nucleotides long. RefSeq lists its product as uncharacterized. The record is from RefSeq and is a predicted model, not a curated record. Lineage: Eukaryota; Evosea; Eumycetozoa; Dictyosteliales; Dictyosteliaceae. The coding region runs from base 1 to 471 and encodes 156 amino acids. The transcript is spliced from 3 exons.